AUGACGUGCGUACCAUUCACAUUCACCGUUUACAUCCUGGACUCGUGGCCAUUCGGACUCGUGCUCUGUAAGGUGUCCGAGUGCGCCAAGGAUAUCUCGAUCGGGGUCUCCGUCUUCACUUUAACGGCUCUAUCGGCGGACAGAUUCUUCGCCAUCGUGGAUCCAAUGAGAAAGUUUCACACGACGGGUACUGGAAAACGAGCAACCCGGUUCACUGUGAUCGUAGCCGCGUUGAUUUGGCUAUUGGCCAUCAUGUGCGCCAUCCCCGGUUCCUUCUCCUACAUCAGGGUCUUCAAAGUGAACAGCAGUAUUAGCUUUCGCGCUUGCUAUCCGUAUCCCCCGGAAUUCGGGCCGAAUUACCCAAAAACGAUCUUGGUCUGCCGUUUCUUCAUCUACUACGCGGUGCCGCUCAUCAUCAUCGCGUUCUUCUACAUCCUAAUGGCCAGACACUUGAUGCGCAGCACAAGGAACAUACCCGGUGAGAUGCAAUGUCAGGUGAAACAAGUGAAAGCGCGUAAAAAGGUGGCGAAAAUGGUGAUGGCGUUCGUGAUUGUUUUUGCAGUGUGCUUCUUCCCCCAACACGUGUUUAUGCUGUGGUUUUACAUCCAUCCAACCGCUCAGCAGGAUUACAACGAUUUUUGGCAUUAUUUCCGGAUCCUCGGUUUUUGCCUAGCGUUCACCAAUAGUUGUAUCAAUCCUAUCGCUUUGUACUGCGUGAGCAGUACAUUCAGAAAAUACUUCGACAG
This is a messenger RNA of Apis florea (little honeybee), 746 nucleotides long. RefSeq names its product neuropeptide CCHamide-1 receptor-like. Gene Ontology annotation, molecular function: neuropeptide Y receptor activity. The record is from RefSeq and is a predicted model, not a curated record. Lineage: Eukaryota; Metazoa; Arthropoda; Insecta; Hymenoptera; Apidae. Gene Ontology annotation, cellular component: plasma membrane. Gene Ontology annotation, biological process: G protein-coupled receptor signaling pathway.